Messenger RNA from Aspergillus nidulans FGSC A4, 1896 nucleotides. Its product is annotated as GPI-anchor transamidase subunit GAA1. The coding region runs from base 1 to 1896 and encodes 631 amino acids. Gene Ontology annotation, cellular component: membrane; GPI-anchor transamidase complex. NCBI's taxonomy places the organism in Eukaryota, Fungi, Ascomycota, Eurotiomycetes, Eurotiales, Aspergillaceae. The record is from RefSeq and is a predicted model, not a curated record. The transcript has 5 exons.
AUGGCAGCUUCGCUCCGCAAUCUGCGGAAUAAUCCUUACUUUCUCUUCGUCCGCCUACCGUAUCUCCUAUCUUUCCUCUGCAUCGUCUCCGGCGUCAUCUGGCUCUUCCUCCUGCCCCUUGACGACUAUUCGCGCAAAACAUACAUCUCUGAGAACGCGCUCCUGCCGGGACAGGUCCAUGCAUAUUUUGCAGGGAGCGAGCAGAACGUUUUUCGUGGGUAUAAGAAGGAGUUAGAGGGGCUGCUUGAUGGACAUGGUAGCGAUGGGGAGAAGAAGAAGAGUGAGGAGCGGACGCAGGUGAUCUCGGAGAAAAUACAAUCGAUUCUGAUGGCUAGUGGUCUGAAGGUUGCUACGCAGGGCUACGAGUAUAAGUCUUCGGGAAUCACGCACCAGGGGGAGAACAUCUAUGCUAUUAUUCAAGCACCGAGGGGAGAUGCGACAGAGGCGAUUGUGCUUGUCGCAGCUUGGAAGACUAUCGACGGGCAGUUGAAUCUCAAUGGCGUCAGCCUUGCGUUGACUCUUGCUAGAUACUUUAAGCGAUGGUCUCUCUGGUCCAAGGAUAUCAUUUUCGUAUUCCCCCCGGAUAGCAAAUCUGGAACACAGGCAUGGGUCGAUGCAUACCACGAUAUGCAACCGCCUACCGUCCAGCCUUUGCCUCUAAAGAGUGGCGCCUUACAAGGUGGCCUGGCAAUCGAGUACCCCUUCGACCACCGCUUCGAGAACCUACACAUUAUAUACGACGGUGUGAACGGCCAACUUCCCAAUCUGGAUCUCUUUAACACGGCCGUCUCGAUCGCUGGCGGGCAAAUGGGCAUUGGGACCCGUCUGCAAGAGAUGUGGGACCAUAACGGCAGCUACGAAAAGCGACUGCAAACUAUGUUGAGGGGAAUGGUUAAGCAGGGCCUGGGAUACGCUGCAGGUGCGCAUAGCAGCUUUAUGCCUUACCAUAUCGAUGCAAUCACGCUCCAGACUCAGGGUAAUGGCUGGCAGGAUGAGAUGGCGCUCGGUCGGACCGUGGAAAGUCUCUGUCGCAGUCUCAAUAACCUGCUGGAACAUCUGCACCAGAGUUUCUUCUUUUAUCUGCUUAUGCAAACUCAUCGAUUUGUCAGUAUCGGCACUUAUCUCCCGAGUGCGAUGCUCAUUGCUGGGAACUUUACUAUCAUGGCCAUUGCGUUGUGGCUGCGGACUGGAUAUUACAAGGACUCAACUCAAGCCGCCACUGUGUCAGCGCGUUUGGUUCGGGACGAGAAUAUAACUACAAGUGAAAGUGAAAAGGCACAACUCGCAAGCAAGGAUCGAAACGAAACAGCUCCAACGACAGGCAAUCCGGCGACUAAAGCUGCAGAACGUCAACUCGCCCUCCCGCUUACCCUCAUUAUCGGUCUGCACCUAAUAGGCCUUAUCCCUCUGUAUAUCUUCAACAACAUCUCCCACGAUAAAUACACCCUCGCUACAUACACGUCCAUCGCCAUAAACGCUAUCCUACCCAUAUGUCUCUCCUUCAUCCUCUCCCGCAUCACCACUCCAACUCAGAUUUCGCACCAACUCCAUCUUAUCAAAUCCCUCUCUCUCCUUCCCUUAGGCCUCUUCCUCUCAACCCUGGCAACUCUCAACUUCUCCUUAUCUUUCAUGACAGGCCUCCUCUGCACCCCGUUAUCAUUCAUGCACAUCUUCGACGCGAAGACAAAGCCAUUCGUCCGAUACACAUUAUCAGCGUUUGGAAUGGCAUUCCUGAAUGUUAUAUCCCCGCCUGUGGUGUUACUUGUGGGCUUCCUUACAGAGGCGGCGUUCGGGUGGGAUGUUUGGGGAAUGUGGACGCAGGUUGUUGUUUGGUGUGUUUGGUGGCCGGCUUGGGUUGUCGGGGGUGUUGUGUUGGGAGGUGGGCUGUUUAGCUAG